Molecule: messenger RNA, 1593 nt
Organism: Penicillium chermesinum
Lineage: Eukaryota; Fungi; Ascomycota; Eurotiomycetes; Eurotiales; Aspergillaceae
Product: Aldehyde/histidinol dehydrogenase
Exons: 3
Coding region: 1-1593 (530 amino acids)
Biological process (GO): aldehyde metabolic process
Cellular component (GO): cytoplasm
Molecular function (GO): aldehyde dehydrogenase (NAD+) activity
Source: RefSeq, a predicted model, not a curated record
AUGGGCACCUACACAUCCGCCGAAGAGGUCAACAAUACCUACGCGAGGCUGCGCGAUACCUUUCAAUCUGGCAAGACCAAGUCAGUUGAAUGGCGCAAAUGGCAGUUGAAGCAGCUUUGGUGGCUCGUGAGCGACAACAAGGAUCGCUUUCUGGACGCGCUGCACAAAGACUGUAAUCGAAGUGCCUAUGAAUCUCUCGUCUCCGAGUAUACGGGGAUCCUCAAUGAGAUCUUGUAUCAUCUCCAGAAUGUCGAUCAGUGGAUUAAACCCAGAAGGCCGGACGAUGGGUCGUUGCCAAUGACCUUGUUGGCUGGUGCGAGUCUCCGACCAGAGCCACGGGGUCUCGUCUUGAUCAUUGGGCCCUGGAACUUCCCCGUCUCAUUACUCCUGCGGCCUCUGGUAGCGGCCAUUACUGCGGGCUGCACUGCGAUUUUAAAGCCUUCUGAGUUGACCCAAGCUAGUCAGGCAUGCCUGGUAGAGCUAGUUCCGCAAUAUCUAGAUACCGAUGCGAUCAGCAUAGUUACGGGCGGACCAGGAGAGACCACAAGCCUAUUGCAGAACAAGCAAUUUGAUCUCAUCUUCUUCACUGGCUCGCCUGCGGUGGGCCGACUUGUUGCAGAAGCGGCGGCCAAGCAUCUUACCCCAGUCGUGCUGGAACUCGGUGGACAGGGCCCCGGUAUUGUGACGGCGUCCGCUGAUAUCGAUUUUGCGGCUAAAAGUAUCGCUUCGACCAAAUACAUGAACGCCGGUCAGUCAUGCCUCGCUGUCAACCAUGUCUUGGCACAUCCUAGUGUCGCUGAGCAGCUUGUCGAGCUGUUGAAGUUCCAUUUUGAAGCAUUCGCGGCAGACGGGCCAGACUCAAUGACCGCAGUGAUCAACAAGAAGAACUUUGAUCGUCUGAAAAAUUCUAUUGAGAAGAGUCACGGCACUGUUGUCUAUGGUGGACAAGCCGAUCCAGAUAAGCUCUCCAUUCGACCCACCAUUCUUACCGAUCUCACACCUAAUGACCCAAUUUUGUCGAGUGAAAUCUUUGGUCCCAUCUGUCCCAUCCUGAUUACCACCACGGAGGAUGCGAUCCGAUCAAUAAACAGUACUCAUUGCCAGUUAACAGUCAUCACAUCCACGACGUCGGGCGGUGUGACUGUGAACGACACUCUUGUCCACGCGGCCGUUUUGGGGGCACCUUUCGGAGGAAUUGGUGAAUCUGGCUAUGGGACGUACCACGGCGCCUACGGAUUCAAAGCUUUCUCUCACAUGCGUACGAUUGCGAAUACCACCGGUCUCAUCCGCUCUCUUUUCGGCGUCCGCUAUCCUCCUUACUCGAAGAAAGACCCCAAUAGGCUCGCCGUCAAGAACUCUCUCGGAUUCAAACGUGGGGAAACAAUACUUGACCAGAGGAUAGGCCUUGCUGGAUGGUUCCGGGAUCAAUCAGCCAAGAUCAUUCGCCUGACGCUGUUGUCUACGUUGUUUGUUCUCGCGGACAAGGGCGCAGGGGGCUGGCUGGGACUCCACCGGUCAAUGACUUAUGCUGCUAGUGUGAUUAAGUCGCUUGCAGUUUCCGUGGUAAAGGUCAUCCAGAAAAGAGCCUUGUAA